Messenger RNA from Temnothorax curvispinosus, 5397 nucleotides. Its product is annotated as centrosomal protein of 152 kDa-like. The record is from RefSeq and is a predicted model, not a curated record. Gene Ontology annotation, biological process: centriole replication. NCBI's taxonomy places the organism in Eukaryota, Metazoa, Arthropoda, Insecta, Hymenoptera, Formicidae. Bases 507 to 4628 code for a protein of 1373 amino acids. The transcript has 12 exons. Gene Ontology annotation, cellular component: centrosome.
CAUUUCCGCGUACGGGCAAUAUACGGGCCUCCCGUACGUACGUACUACGAUAUACCGCUUGAUACCGCUCGCGCGCGAGACCGACUCUCCGCGGAUUGUUUACAAGCGCGCGCGCUCCGAGGAUUCUCGCGUAUGUGCGUGGUAUAUACGGCGGCGUGGGGUGCGAGUAAUCGCGCGCAGCAGCGUCCGCGUCCGCAGCAGCAACACAGCCGCGGCAUUCCGCAAUCACGCCCGUGGAUUCCCCGCGAGGGAUGUGCGCGUUGCGACGCGUACCCUCCAGUAACCCCCGUCGUCGCGACGCGAUAGCGGGGCCCGCCGCCACCGUCACCGCCCGCGCCCGCGCCGCCGCGACGUAAUAUACCGUGUGUACGCACCGUGACCCACUUGUUGCGUCUAGGUUAUGUUAUGGCGUUAUAAACAAAAAUAUGCUGCGCAAAAUAGACGCGUCCGUGAGAGCCGUGAGUCCGUCGUGAGAGCCCGGCCACGAGCGAGAGCUAGCCCGGGGCAUGGAGGCGGGCCCGGGGCUGAGCCUGUUCCAGGGCUCGGAGAGCAUACAGCUGAACACGGUGGCGCAGAGACUCGAGGAGGACGAGGAGCAGGAGGACAAGAGGCGACUCAACGAGGAGAUUCGGGACCGCCUGAACAAGGAGUUUGACGAUUUGGAAAAUGACGACGACGUCAGCUCCAUCAACAGCAGUCAUUAUCAGAAUGACAACACCAGAGACACGAUUGACCAUACCGAUACGACGGUCAACUCUGGCCUGGACUCGGUUACGCCUGCCAAAGGUCAGGUGCAUCUGCAAAAGGAAUUUGGUGUUUACGAUCGCGUGGAUAAUCUGAACAGUUACGAUCGCGAUGUGAUAACGAAUCAUAGAUCCGACUCCGAGACCGGCGGUGGGACCACGCAGUCCGACCUCGAUUUGUACAGGCAAACGGGGACGCCGUACGGUAACAACAGAUUCAACGACAGCAACAACACCGUGUUGAAUACGCCGUACGAAUUAGCGAAACCGCCAACCGGAUAUCCCCGCAAGAUGGUGCACCCGCAGGCGGCCGAGGAGUGUACGUUCGGUGAGAGUUAUCCUCACAACUACGAGACCCCAUCCAAUCAUUACAAUACUCACGUACCCAGGAAAUACUCCAAUAACGGUAUUAACGACGCGUAUGAACAUAAUGUACAAAGUAAGCAGAUUCAUGAGUUUGGCGGAGGCGACAACGCUACCUCGGAUCACAUGAAUCAUUGCUAUAAGACUAGUCCGAAUGGCAGGCCAAUAGACGACGACACGGCAUACAAAACGGCGGAGUAUGAUAGCAAGGAGCAAUUGGAAAUAAUGUAUAUGGUCAGAAUGAGGGAGAUCAACCGCUUGACGGAAGAGCUGCAGCAGUUGCAGCUGGAAAAGGAGGACGAGAAGAGUCAGAUGAGCAGGCAAUUGAUGCUGUUACAGGCAGAAGUCGAUAGAACUAACAUAUCGAGGAAUCAAGCGCAAGAGGCAUUGGUCGAUGCCAAGGCCGAGAUAGUUGAUCUGCAAAAUCAAAUGAAAUCUCUGGAAGAGAGGAAUGCGGUGUUGGAAAAGACAAAUCACAAAAUAACGGAAGAACUAAAUAUCGCAAGGGGCUCUGUCAUGGAUUUGCAACAAAAGAUUGCUGUACUGGAAAGAGUACAGGUAUUGCAAACGAAUGACAAGAUACACGAGAAGUUUUUGAAGCAGGCGCAGGAAAAGCACGCGGUAGAGAUGAAAAAUAUGCAGAGGCAGAUAGACGUUCUUACGGAAAAAUUGAACGAUAAGCUGCUCAAUAAGGAUAUUGGCAACAAUAAUGUUUGGGAAGCAUCAUGUGUCGCGCUUCAACAUAAAUUGGAUGAUGCACGAAGAGAACAUGAAGCUCUUAUGGUAGAGAAGGGUGACACCAUGAAUCGAUUGGCGCAAGCGUUGCAAGACAGUCAAACUCAAUGUGGCGAUCUCAUGGCCACCAGUAACGUUCAGCAGGUGAUGCAGUUGCAAGCGCAAGUGAAAAUGUUGACUCAAGAAAAGAAAGAACUGCAUAAAACCUUACAAGAGUUGCAGAAUAAACUGGAGCAAGUUAAAAGUGACGUAGCGCAAUACGAUUCGUUAUUGGCUACUACUCUGGAGGAUGAAUCCGACUCGAUUAGACAGAUGAAAUUAGGUGAACUUUAUAAUAAGUCAAAAACGAUACCUGUUGAUGACGUUACAAAUAAGUUGAGAAAUGAAUUACAUAGAUGUUUGGCUGGUCAAGCUGUAAAGAGAAAAGAAAUAACCCGUUUGGAGAAUACUCUAUCACAAAAAGAAAAGGACUUAAACAAAGCUUUGACAUUAGCUGACACAUGCCGCCAGGAAGCGGCACGGUAUGCCAAACGAAUUAACGAAUUGGAGCAAGAAUUGAAAUCUGUAUUAACAGACGAGGCCAUGAAAGCAAAUGCUAAAAUACAGAAACUCUCGGAUCACUUGAAUGACGUGAGGAAGCAGUGUGAGUUGUUACGCGAUGAGAAGAUUAAUUUGGAACAGAAAUUAGAGGAGGCUGUAGCUGUUAAUCAGGAGGAACUUAGAAAGAUGCAUCAGGAGACUAUGGAGCAACAAGAAAAGGAAGCUAUCGAUGAGUAUAAUAAAGAGUACCUGGAGAUACAUGCUAAAGCCGUGGAGAGAGUGAAGCAAGAAGCACAGAUGGAAAUAGUACAACUAUCUGUACAACUAGAGCAAACGCAAAAAGAGUUAAACCGUGUAAAAGAAUUGUACAUAGAUGUAUGCGGAACGAAAGAACAAUUAAUAAACGAGCAUAAAAAUGAAAUUCAAACGCUGAAAAAUAAAUACGCUGCAAUGGAAUUGCAUCAGAAAGACGUAGAGAAGUUGGAAAGCGAAUUACAAACACAGGUUAAACUGUGUGAUAGGUUGACUAAGGAAUGCGAGGAUUUCAAAAGUAAAAUAAUCGAAUUGGAAAAAGAUCUGGUGCACGAAAGAAGAAAAAAGGAAGAUCAUGUAAAAAAAAUACAUUUAGAAAUAGAAAGAGCGAAAGAAGAAGCGUUACACGAACUAAGAAAUGCGCACCCGAAUCAAGAAAUAAGUUUUCUUCUGCCGGAUCAUUGUUCUGAACAUUUAGAAAAAAUUAAUCAGUUGGAGGAAGAUUGCAAACGCUUGGAAGAGAAACUUCAAAUCGCUGUGCAAGAACAGAAAAAAUUAUCUGAUUAUCAAACCGAGUUGAAUGAUGCUAAAUUGAAAAUAGCACAAAUGGAGAUCACGCAGGAAACGUGGAAGAAGAAAUACGAGAAAAUUGCCAGUGAGAGAAAGGAUCUUCUCGCAAAAGUUUCUAAAUUAGAUUUGGAAAUAUUAAAUUUGAAACGUACCGCGAAGCUGGAAGACUCGGAUGACGUAAAGUUAAAAAUUGCUCGGUUUCAAGCGGAGAACGAGACAUUGAAAAAUCAAUGCGAUAGUCUGCUCAGUGAGAGAAACACUUGUAAAAAGAAGAUCUCUGAACUAGAAACAGAACUUUUUGACAUGAGAAAGAAAGUUGGUAGCUUCGAGGGAAAAUUACGGAAAAGCGGUGAAAAUACAUUAAAUUCGAAGAGUGAGUUAGAGAAGGAACUUUCGCGUUACAAAGAUAUAGUCGCACAAUUAUCCAGGCUAAAUAACUCGAAAGAGGGAGGACGUGCGAACGAAUCAGCGGCGCUGGAACAGAGGAUACAACAGCUCGAGCAGGAUCUACGAAGCAAAGACGAAGAACUGGGCAGACUGUUAAAAGAUUUCGAGAGGAUAAAAGACGAGAGAGAUCAGCUGGUGAUGAAAUUGCGAAAUCAAGCCAAGCAAUUCGAGCAAUAUGUCAAGAGCCAGAAUAAAAUGUCUAUGGAAUUGAAUCUGUCUCCUCGUAGUACGAGCGAUAGUACGGACUUUCAGAAAAUGAGAGAGAUCAUGGCGAAAGAAGUGCGGGAAGAGAUGGAGCAGGGAGUAGCGAAGGAGCUCAGAGGGAUCGGAGAGCAGAAUAGAAAGGAGCUGGAAGAGUUGGAGGGAAAGUAUAAAACUACUAUAUUAGAAUUGCAAAAACAGUGCAGCGAGAAGGAUCGGCAGAUGGAAACUCUGCAGAAUAGGAUACUGGCUGAGAAGAUGGAGGUCACUCAAAUCAUAGGAAGUAAGCUAAAGAUGUACAACCAAGAGCUGCAAGAGCGAAGGCUGCACAUCGAGAAACUGAAGGAGGAUUUGAAGAUGAAGGAGAAUCAAGUUGAGGAGGACAGAAACUACAUGACCGAGAUAAUGACCAAAUGGAUCGCUGAACUAAAAGAGAGUCAAGCUAAGGAGAAAGAGAAAGACGAGGAGAUACAGAAGCUGAAAUCUACCGAGAAAAAAUUGAGCAGUGAGCUCAAGAGGUUGCUGGACAAACAGAAGCAUGUGAGGAGCAAAUAUCAAAAAGCGAAACAGACCGCGGACAAUUACAAGAGAUAUGCGGAGGAGAAUCGGGAGUUUCUGUCGCGCGAAUGUAAACGUAUUGAGGAAGGAUACAAAAAGGCCAUCAAAGAAGCACAACAAAACUUUCGGACGCACGACGAGCAGUACGCCACGAAAGCCAAGAAACUUGAGCAUCAGCAUGCAGAAAAAAUGAAACAAAUGACUGAAGUACAAAGAUAAAUGUUGAAGUACGUACUAAGUAUUCUUUAAAUAUAUAUGCAAUAGCUUUCCUCCGGCUAAGAUAAAACGGUAGUUACAGAGGCUAGAUACCUUCUUCGUCUUUAAUUUAAAGCACAUUAUUGUACAACGGUUUAUUAGUGAAGUUUUAUGUUAGGGACCAAUAUACGUGUAAGUAAAUACAACAAUAUCGGUAAAAUUAUUACCGCGUUUGCUUGCCAAUCUCGAGUCUCGACAAAGCGGCGGACGCUAAUGUAGCUCUAAAGCUAUAAACAUCUGAAGUACAAUCUAAUUAACCAUAAUAUAAUGAUAUGCAUAGUAUUAGUCGGUAGGAAGAAAUCGUUUUUAUAUUAACCAGUAUCGUGUACAAUAGUGUCUCUAUUCUGGAAAAUCAUCGGGACCGAACUAUCUCUUUAUUCUUUCUUUCUCAUUCUAAAUCACGCGAUCAUGCAACAAAUAUGUAGAGAAAGAGCGGCACAAGAGAAUUCUAGUUUACACAAGGACGACUGUUCCAGAAUAGAGAGAGACCCGCGAUAAAAGGGAACAGAAUAGAGAUGUUUUAUUGUAUCACUAUUUUAUAAAUCGUCUGCGAGGCGAAACGGUUACACGUCGCGAACAAGGAAAAGCUUUAGUCACAUGUUUCCGCUGAGCAUUAUUAUGACAUAAUAUGCAAGACUGGAUCUCUCUGUCGGAUCUUUCCCUCUUUUUUCCUCUUACGAAAGUAAGCGCGAUAAAGAGAGAAAAUCAAAACCAUAGACUUUAAGAAAAACAA